AUAAAUGUUUGGGUGUGCGGUAUAUGGUGAAGUUAGAGGAUAUUUACAUGAAGCUGGAAUCUAAAGAAGUAAUUGGCGCUGUACAUAUGGAAAAUGGAGGAAAACACGAUCUGUGAAUGGAAGCUAUGUAACUGCUCGUGCUUUAAGCUGUAGGGCUAGGGAUAAUGACCCGUGCACAAUCCUGUUUCCAAGUCAAAGCCAUUGCUGGAAAACAGGGCAAUGGACUUGUCACCGUAUGCUGCAAAAUACAUAAACUGGUGAUGAUACGUGGUCUCCCCCAUCUGACUCAGAUAUGAAAAUUUUGAGAGCACGGCGAGACCGUCAGGACAAGAUUAGCCGAUUGAUGGGAGAUUACCUGUUGAAGGGAUACAAAAUGCUUGGAGACUGCUGUGAUUCAUGUGGGACAAUAUUAUUGCAGGACCGACAAAAACAAUUACUCUGUGUCUCGUGUCAAGAUCUUGAUUCUGAUACGGAGAAGGAUAACCCAGCCCUCAAUCCUCAAGCUGCUCUGUCUCAGGUGCGAGAGCAUCGGCUUCCUUUGCAAGACAACCAUGUACGAGAUCUCCCAACUGCUGCAAGUCCCAGAACAAACAUUGUCCCUGUCCCCGAGAAUCCUGUUAAUACCACCCCUAAUGUUCCUGAGCCAAUCCUUGUUGCCGAGACUGCACUUCUGGAGAAGAUUAGCUGGGCUUCUAAUCAACUCAAAGAAACCAGUUCUGUAGAAUAUAGCUCACAGUUAUGUGCGCUUAUUGGCACUUGUGCUGAGAGCUUGCGUUCUCUUAAAGACCUUCACCACUGAAUGCUAAGAUACUGUAGUGCAACUACUUCCUGAAACAGGACUUAUUCAGUACCUCACUCGCCAACCUCCAACCCCUUUGUUUUCCAGUUUUCAUUGAAAUGUCCAUCGGUCUGUCUCAUUUGAUGCUUGUAACAAUACUGAUUAUAUAAGCUAUCAAACAA
Pseudophryne corroboree (corroboree frog) is the source of this 960-nucleotide messenger RNA. RefSeq names its product zinc ribbon domain containing 2 (gene ZNRD2). The record is from RefSeq and is a predicted model, not a curated record. The transcript has 4 exons. NCBI's taxonomy places the organism in Eukaryota, Metazoa, Chordata, Amphibia, Anura, Myobatrachidae. The coding region runs from base 293 to 799 and encodes 168 amino acids.